CAUUCUGAGCUUAUCAUUCAAUUUAAUCAUUCACUUUACGCUGACAAAUGACAGUCAAACGUAAACGUAAUUCAUAGUAAUUCCACGGAUCAGUGGGUACUACGAUAAACUGAUUUAUUCUCGAAAUUUUACAUUGUGUGUACUUAGAGUGUAACGUAACGUUUUGUUAAUUAUAUUCUUAAUAAUUAAAUAAAUAAUAAAAUGUCUGCUGCUGUAAAAGGUAUAUUCAUCGUCGGCGCCAAGCGCACGCCAUUCGGCACGUUCGGCGGCGUGUUCCGCAACACGUCGGCCACCGAGCUGCAGACCAUCGCCACCACAGCAGCGCUCAAGGAGGCAGGAGUGUCCCCGCAGCAAGUAGACUCUAUGGUUGUCGGUCAGGUCAUUGCGGCGUCCCAAACGGACGGCAUCUACACUCCCCGUCACGCGGCGCUCAAGGCCGGCAUCCCGCAGGAGAAGCCCGUGCUCGGCAUCAACAGGCUCUGCGGCUCUGGGUUCCAGUCCGUGGUCAACAGUGCUCAGGAUAUUCUGACGGGAGCAGCCCAAAUCUCCGUGGCUGGUGGAGUAGAGAACAUGUCCCAAGCACCCUUCGCGGUGCGCAACGUCCGCUUCGGCACCGCGUUGGGCAGCAGCUACGUCUUCGAGGAUACAUUAUGGGCUGGUCUUUCCGAUUCGUACUGUGGUCUUCCCAUGGGCAUGACUGCUGAGAAGCUGGGAGGACAGUUCGGCAUCACCAGGGAUGAGGUGGAUAACUUCGCGCUCAGGUCACAGCAGAGGUGGAAGGCCGGCAAUGACGCAGGAGUGUUCAAAGCGGAGAUUGAACCUGUGACCCUCACGAUCAAGAGGAAAGAGGUCAAGGUGGAAGUUGACGAGCACCCUCGCCCGCAGACCACCCUCGAGACCCUCAAGAAGCUGCCGCCCGUGUUCAAGAAGGAAGGUCUCGUCACUGCUGGCAGCGCUUCCGGUAUCAGCGACGGAGCCGGUGCGAUAGUCCUGGCCAGCGAGGAAGCCGCUAAGAACCUAAAGCCACUUGCCAGGCUGGUGGGCUGGUCGUACGUGGGCGUCGACCCCAGCAUCAUGGGCAUUGGUCCAGUGCCUGCCAUCGAGAACCUGUUGAAAGUUACCAAGAUGAGCCUUAAUGACAUUGAUCUUAUUGAGAUCAACGAGGCGUUCGUGGCGCAGACGCUGUCGUGCGUCAAGGCGCUGAAGCUGGACGUGGACAAGCUCAACGUGAACGGCGGCGCCACCGCGCUCGGACACCCGCUCGGCGCCUCCGGCUCGCGCAUCACCGCGCACCUCGUGCACGAGCUGCGGUGAGCAUGCGUAGGCGAUAGCAGACACACUUCGUUACUCUUACUUCUUAUCUUAUACUCAACGUGAACGGCGGCGCCACCGCGCUCGGACACCCGCUCGGCGCUCUCCGGCUCGCGCAUCACCGCGCACCUCGUGCACGAGCUGCGGUGAGCAUGCGUAGGCGAUAGCAGACACACUUCGUUACUCUUACUUCUUAUCUUAUACUCAACGUGAACGGCGGCGCCACCGCGCUCGGACACCCGCUCGGCGCUCUCCGGCUCGCGCAUCACCGCGCACCUCGUGCACGAGCUGCGGUGAGCAUGCGUAGGCGAUAGCAGACACACUUCGUUACUCUUACUUCUUAUCUUAUACUCAACGUGAACGGCGGCGCCACCGCGCUCGGACACCCGCUCGGCGCCUCCGGCUCGCGCAUCACCGCGCACCUCGUGCACGAGCUGCGGUGAGCAUGCGUAGGCGAUAGCAGACACACUUCGUUACUCUUACUUCUUAUCUUAUACUCAACGUGAACGGCGGCGCCACCGCGCUCGGACACCCGCUCGGCGCCUCCGGCUCGCGCAUCACCGCGCACCUCGUGCACGAGCUGCGGUGAGCAUGCGUAGGCGAUAGCAGACACACUUCGUUACUCUUACUUCUUAUCUUAUACUCAACGUGAACGGCGGCGCCACCGCGCUCGGACACCCGCUCGGCGCCUCCGGCUCGCGCAUCACCGCGCACCUCGUGCACGAGCUGCGGUGAGCAUGCGUAGGCGAUAGCAGACACACUUCGUUACUCUUACUUCUUAUCUUAUACUCAACGUGAACGGCGGCGCCACCGCGCUCGGACACCCGCUCGGCGCCUCCGGCUCGCGCAUCACCGCGCACCUCGUGCACGAGCUGCGGUGAGCAUGCGUAGGCGAUAGCAGACACACUUCGUUACUCUUACUUCUUAUCUUAUACUCAACGUGAACGGCGGCGCCACCGCGCUCGGACACCCGCUCGGCGCCUCCGGCUCGCGCAUCACCGCGCACCUCGUGCACGAGCUGCGGUGAGCAUGCGUAGGCGAUAGCAGACACACUUCGUUACUCUUACUUCUUAUCUUAUACUCAACGUGAACGGCGGCGCCACCGCGCUCGGACACCCGCUCGGCGCCUCCGGCUCGCGCAUCACCGCGCACCUCGUGCACGAGCUGCGGUGAGCAUGCGUAGGCGAUAGCAGACACACUUCGUUACUCUUACUUCUUAUCUUAUACUCAACGUGAACGGCGGCGCCACCGCGCUCGGACACCCGCUCGGCGCCUCCGGCUCGCGCAUCACCGCGCACCUCGUGCACGAGCUGCGGUGAGCAUGCGUAGGCGAUAGCAGACACACUUCGUUACUCUUACUUCUUAUCUUAUACUCAACGUGAACGGCGGCGCCACCGCGCUCGGACACCCGCUCGGCGCCUCCGGCUCGCGCAUCACCGCGCACCUCGUGCACGAGCUGCGGUGAGCAUGCGUAGGCGAUAGCAGACACACUUCGUUACUCUUACUUCUUAUCUUAUACUCAACGUGAACGGCGGCGCCACCGCGCUCGGACACCCGCUCGGCGCCUCCGGCUCGCGCAUCACCGCGCACCUCGUGCACGAGCUGCGGUGAGCAUGCGUAGGCGAUAGCAGACACACUUCGUUACUCUUACUUCUUAUCUUAUACUCAACGUGAACGGCGGCGCCACCGCGCUCGGACACCCGCUCGGCGCCUCCGGCUCGCGCAUCACCGCGCACCUCGUGCACGAGCUGCGGUGAGCAUGCGUAGGCGAUAGCAGACACACUUCGUUACUCUUACUUCUUAUCUUAUACUCAACGUGAACGGCGGCGCCACCGCGCUCGGACACCCGCUCGGCGCCUCCGGCUCGCGCAUCACCGCGCACCUCGUGCACGAGCUGCGGUGAGCAUGCGUAGGCGAUAGCAGACACACUUCGUUACUCUUACUUCUUAUCUUAUACUCAACGUGAACGGCGGCGCCACCGCGCUCGGACACCCGCUCGGCGCCUCCGGCUCGCGCAUCACCGCGCACCUCGUGCACGAGCUGCGGUGAGCAUGCGUAGGCGAUAGCAGACACACUUCGUUACUCUUACUUCUUAUCUUAUACUCAACGUGAACGGCGGCGCCACCGCGCUCGGACACCCGCUCGGCGCCUCCGGCUCGCGCAUCACCGCGCACCUCGUGCACGAGCUGCGGUGAGCAUGCGUAGGCGAUAGCAGACACACUUCGUUACUCUUACUUCUUAUCUUAUACUCAACGUGAACGGCGGCGCCACCGCGCUCGGACACCCGCUCGGCGCCUCCGGCUCGCGCAUCACCGCGCACCUCGUGCACGAGCUGCGGUGAGCAUGCGUAGGCGAUAGCAGACACACUUCGUUACUCUUACUUCUUAUCUUAUACUCAACGUGAACGGCGGCGCCACCGCGCUCGGACACCCGCUCGGCGCCUCCGGCUCGCGCAUCACCGCGCACCUCGUGCACGAGCUGCGGUGAGCAUGCGUAGGCGAUAGCAGACACACUUCGUUACUCUUACUUCUUAUCUUAUACUCAACGUGAACGGCGGCGCCACCGCGCUCGGACACCCGCUCGGCGCCUCCGGCUCGCGCAUCACCGCGCACCUCGUGCACGAGCUGCGGUGAGCAUGCGUAGGCGAUAGCAGACACACUUCGUUACUCUUACUUCUUAUCUUAUACUCAACGUGAACGGCGGCGCCACCGCGCUCGGACACCCGCUCGGCGCCUCCGGCUCGCGCAUCACCGCGCACCUCGUGCACGAGCUGCGGUGAGCAUGCGUAGGCGAUAGCAGACACACUUCGUUACUCUUACUUCUUAUCUUAUACUCAACGUGAACGGCGGCGCCACCGCGCUCGGACACCCGCUCGGCGCCUCCGGCUCGCGCAUCACCGCGCACCUCGUGCACGAGCUGCGGUGAGCAUGCGUAGGCGAUAGCAGACACACUUCGUUACUCUUACUUCUUAUCUUAUACUCAACGUGAACGGCGGCGCCACCGCGCUCGGACACCCGCUCGGCGCCUCCGGCUCGCGCAUCACCGCGCACCUCGUGCACGAGCUGCGGUGAGCAUGCGUAGGCGAUAGCAGACACACUUCGUUACUCUUACUUCUUAUCUUAUACUCAACGUGAACGGCGGCGCCACCGCGCUCGGACACCCGCUCGGCGCCUCCGGCUCGCGCAUCACCGCGCACCUCGUGCACGAGCUGCGGUGAGCAUGCGUAGGCGAUAGCAGACACACUUCGUUACUCUUACUUCUUAUCUUAUACUCAACGUGAACGGCGGCGCCACCGCGCUCGGACACCCGCUCGGCGCCUCCGGCUCGCGCAUCACCGCGCACCUCGUGCACGAGCUGCGGUGAGCAUGCGUAGGCGAUAGCAGACACACUUCGUUACUCUUACUUCUUAUCUUAUACUCAACGUGAACGGCGGCGCCACCGCGCUCGGACACCCGCUCGGCGCCUCCGGCUCGCGCAUCACCGCGCACCUCGUGCACGAGCUGCGGUGAGCAUGCGUAGGCGAUAGCAGACACACUUCGUUACUCUUACUUCUUAUCUUAUACUCAACGUGAACGGCGGCGCCACCGCGCUCGGACACCCGCUCGGCGCCUCCGGCUCGCGCAUCACCGCGCACCUCGUGCACGAGCUGCGGUGAGCAUGCGUAGGCGAUAGCAGACACACUUCGUUACUCUUACUUCUUAUCUUAUACUCAACGUGAACGGCGGCGCCACCGCGCUCGGACACCCGCUCGGCGCCUCCGGCUCGCGCAUCACCGCGCACCUCGUGCACGAGCUGCGGUGAGCAUGCGUAGGCGAUAGCAGACACACUUCGUUACUCUUACUUCUUAUCUUAUACUCAACGUGAACGGCGGCGCCACCGCGCUCGGACACCCGCUCGGCGCCUCCGGCUCGCGCAUCACCGCGCACCUCGUGCACGAGCUGCGGUGAGCAUGCGUAGGCGAUAGCAGACACACUUCGUUACUCUUACUUCUUAUCUUAUACUCAACGUGAACGGCGGCGCCACCGCGCUCGGACACCCGCUCGGCGCCUCCGGCUCGCGCAUCACCGCGCACCUCGUGCACGAGCUGCGGUGAGCAUGCGUAGGCGAUAGCAGACACACUUCGUUACUCUUACUUCUUAUCUUAUACUCAACGUGAACGGCGGCGCCACCGCGCUCGGACACCCGCUCGGCGCCUCCGGCUCGCGCAUCACCGCGCACCUCGUGCACGAGCUGCGACGUCGCGGCCUGAAGCGCGGCAUCGGGUCUGCGUGCAUCGGCGGAGGCCAGGGGAUCGCCCUCAUGAUCGAGACUGUCUAAAUAUCCAUCUACUGUAGCUGAUAUAGAUCGGCAGUAUACUCGUACUUACUCGUAUACGCUCGUACGUACUCGUAUGCGCUCGUAUGUACUCGUAUACGCUCGUGUGUACUCAUAUGCGCUUGUGUGUACUCGUUUACGCUCGUGUGUACUCGUUUACGCUCGUGUGUACUCGUAUACGCUCGUGUGUACUCGUUUACGCUCGUGUGUACUCAUAUGCGCUUGUGUGUACUCGUUUACGCUCGUAUGUACUCGUACACCCUCAUAUUUACUCAUUUAUUGAGUAGGUUAACAGUCAUCAUAAAAUUUGGACUAUUUGAACUAACUAACUAUUGGAAAGUGAUAAAGUCGUAUAACGAGCGUGUAAAACUAGUUUAUGCGAGCGUAUACUGUCAAUACACUAUUCCAUACCAUAAAUUAUAAUAGGUACAUUAAAUUAUCGACCAGCUUGUAACUUUAAUAGUAACACAAAUAAUUGAAUGGUGCUGAAAAUGAGAUAAUAUUUUCUUAUCUAUUGUUAUUGUUAUUUUAAAUGUUGUACAGGUAUAAGUAAAGUAAUACUUUUAAGUGAAUAAAAAGUGAUUUACCACUUAAAUUGUAUAGAUUAUAAUCAAUUUAUAAAAAUCUGUUAAAUAUUAUUACAAAAAAUGUAUUAUCUACCUACCACUAAUAUUUGUUUAAAUAAUAUUGUUCAAUAAUUGUUACAGAACAAUAUUUUUGCGAUUUUAUGGUUUUUAUAAAUAAAUCAUGUACAAUUUA
This is a messenger RNA of Manduca sexta (tobacco hornworm), 6384 nucleotides long. RefSeq names its product 3-ketoacyl-CoA thiolase, mitochondrial (gene yip2). The transcript is spliced from 8 exons. The record is from RefSeq and is a predicted model, not a curated record. Gene Ontology annotation, biological process: fatty acid beta-oxidation. Gene Ontology annotation, molecular function: acetyl-CoA C-acetyltransferase activity. Bases 202 to 1314 code for a protein of 370 amino acids. NCBI's taxonomy places the organism in Eukaryota, Metazoa, Arthropoda, Insecta, Lepidoptera, Sphingidae.